CGAAAGUUUUGAUGGACCUCAAUUAUAUAACAAAAUUGCAUUUUUAUCAUUGAUUACAAUAAUAAGAAUUGUAUAACUAUAUUUGUGAGAGUCCAUGUCUCUCACUUAUAUCUUUGGUAGAACCUUUUGUGGGAGCUCUCUUGAUUGACUCAUCCCUAAACUUAUGCAAAUACAACCUAUUUAUAGUUGUUCAAUAUAUGUCAUCUUCAUUCUCUAGAAUUUUCUACUUCUUCACUGACUAGAUUUUUCUAGACACUUAGAUAUUUUUCUAAGUAAGUUCUAGACAUUAUUUUGGCUAAAUUUUUCUACACACUUUACUACUAGAUUUUUAAAAAGUACAUUAUACAUUUAGAUUAACAUUUUAACAAACCCGUGAACUACCCUAACCCCCUUCUUAAUUUUACAUUCCAAACAUAGUCUCAAACCCAGUUUCCAACUCGUGAACCACCCUGUACAUGACCGGGUUGACUCAUGACCUAGCUGAAGCGGGUCACCCCACCCGGUAGCCAAAAGCCAACUCUACUCGCGACUGUUGCCAGUUGCCACCGCUUAAUCCGGAAGACGGAAGUCGAAGUUUGUAGAAGAAUUGAAGAAAAAAACACAUAUGCUUAGAACAGGGAGGAGCUUUCUAGAUAUUUAGCCGUUACGUCUUCGAAAUUUGCAAACCCCAUCCAUCUCUCACCUCUGACCAAAUCAUCUUCCUCACUUCCAAUCAAAGAUGGAAGAACAGCAUAUUACCCAGAAAAGAAGAAAGAUACAUGAAAUCAACAACAACAAUAACAGUGAAUCAUCAUUAACAAGGAGGAUAAAGAUGUUUUGUCCAGCAGCAUCAAAGGUAGCAGAAAUCAUGGCGUGGGAAGACCAGAGAUUGGAUUUAGGCAAAAUUGCUCGAGUUUUCGGGCUCGAACCCGAGACCUUGAAGCUCAAUGGACACUUCAUUAGUAGAGGUGUAGACCUAAUUGCUUCCUCUGUUACAUGGAGGUCGCUUCUUUCUUUCUUCUGUUCUAAGGGUUUGUCUACUGGAACUGAUUCUUCCGAUGCUCUCGUCGUCGAUGGAAAGCUCUUCAACUCUGGCAUUAAGAGAGGACGUGAUUCGGGACCUGUAGUUGAGAAUGGAGUGAAUUGUGUAAAUUUACAAGAGGAAGGUGGAGGAACUGGGCGAAUCAAUAAGAAGUUGAAGGAGAAUCAGAUGGAUAAAUUUGGUGACAGUAUUGCAUUGAAAAGGAAAAUUUGUCUGGAAAAUGUUAGUCCCUUGAUAAAGAGAAACAGAGUUAAUGGAAGCUACUCAGACGAAUUCUCUAUAGGUCAUGAAGAAAGUGAGUAUAGCAUCAGCAAGCUACGUUGUGGCUACCAGUUGCGCGAUACUGUGAAGAGAACAAGGGAAGAUGAAGUCGUAGCAUCAUCCUGUAAGAGAGCACGAUGAAUUGAGCAUCAUCUUUGUAAAUAGAAGGGAAACACAAACAGUCUGCAAAUAUCCUUCUCUUAGAUUUUCUUGGUAGCAGAAUGUUUUUUUUUACCUCCAUGUGUGUUGAAGGAGAAAAGUACCUGACAAAACUGCAAGUCUCAAAGAAAAGAAACACUAUAAUGUUUAAGAAUACAUGGAAGUUGUAUCUGCAGCUUAAAUCAA
Spinacia oleracea (spinach) is the source of this 1627-nucleotide messenger RNA. RefSeq lists its product as uncharacterized. Lineage: Eukaryota; Viridiplantae; Streptophyta; Magnoliopsida; Caryophyllales; Amaranthaceae. The record is from RefSeq and is a predicted model, not a curated record. The transcript has 3 exons. Bases 719 to 1423 code for a protein of 234 amino acids.